AUGGCGCUACAGUUUAUUAGCCAGAGCCCGAGCGGGAUAGGCAGCUCUGACAGGCGCAUCAUCCGCUCCCACGUCAUGCGAGGCAAGAAUACGGGCAAGCAGCGCCGAUCAGCCAAGAAGCAGAAGACUGUUGUAGAGCUCAAGCACGUCUUGAAUGCUCCAAAAUCCGGAUACGUGAUGCCGCGGCAGGUGCUCUGGGGCGACCUGUGUCUCACUUCGUUCCCUCAAGAGCUCGACUCCGGUUCCACGGCGCUCAUGCAUCGGUGGUUCUUUGACAUUAGCGAUGCGUUGUUUCCGCCGCAGUUCUGUACCAAGUACGAUAUUAUAAAGUCGAUCUGGGUCAACUACGUUCUAGCAGAUGAAGCAUAUUUUCAUAGCACUUUGGCUAUAUCCUCAUCUUACGUUGACUUCUUCCAGCGGAAACCAGCAAUAUCUCCCAAAACGCUUCACCACAUCUCACAGGCGUAUGCUUUGGUCAACAUUAAACUGUCGGGUCCUUUUUCCGUAUCCGACAGCGCCAUAGCUGCUGUGGUCAGCCUCGCCAUCUACCAGCAAAUACAUCACCAGCCUGCAACGGGACUGGUCCAUCUCCACGGGCUCUAUCGCAUGAUUCAGCUGCGGGGUGGGAUUGCCCGGCUGAUGCAAGAGAAUCGUGCGCUGGCACUGAAGCCGUUGAGGCUCGAUGUUGAAUUAGCAAUGCAAAAUGGCACACACACCCUGUUUCGCGGCGAUGAAGUACCCGUUCACCCGGUCCUAUGCGACCCGGACGUCGGCAGCGGCCAUUCCCCAGGAGCUGCCCCAUGGAUGCCACUCAUCAUGCUCGAUCUGUUCAGCUUCUCAAGGCUGCUAAACAAGGUAGAGAGGAGGCAGGGACUGAAGCUUGACCCUCUAGACUAUACGGAGACACUUGUGUCGCUCCUUUAUCGCCUCGUGGAUAUCUCGCCUCUAAUGCAAGCGUCUACUGAGCCCGGAGGACGUUAUGGCGAGGUGACAUACCUUGCGAUGCUGGCAUUUAUGACGACAUUGGACCAUGCAAGACCUUUGCGUCACAGCAUCGGAGUCUUUGGACUCUGA
This is a messenger RNA of Aspergillus udagawae, 1074 nucleotides long. RefSeq lists its product as uncharacterized. The transcript has 5 exons. Bases 1 to 1074 code for a protein of 357 amino acids. Lineage: Eukaryota; Fungi; Ascomycota; Eurotiomycetes; Eurotiales; Aspergillaceae. The record is from RefSeq and is a predicted model, not a curated record.